UCACUAUAUCAUCAUUCGAUCAACACCAGUCAACAUGAAGAGUCUCAUCGUAUUAGCUGUACUAGCAGUAGCUAUCAAUGCCUCGCCAUUACAAGCAGAUCUUUGUGCGGACUGUACAACUCUAUUUACUGAUGUAAAAACACGACUAGCUGAUCCCAAUACAGCUGCAGCUAUCGAAACACAGAUUAAUCAGUUCUCUUGUGAUUUAAUGCUUAUUGGAAAAGAGACAUGUCAAAGUACAGUGAAAACUAUUGUCGGCACUAUGAUUGGUUUUAUGGCUCAAUCCAUCGACCCUACCAUGAUCUGUACCAUGUUACAAUACUGUCAGCCAACACCACCAGAACCUCAUGUACAGGAAUCUAUGGAUCUCGUCAAACGUUUUAUGGACCUGACAAAAUCACGAGAUGGAGGUGAACCAGAUCUUUGUGCUGACUGUACAAACUUAUUUACUGAUGUAAAAGCUAGACUGGCUAAUCCUCAACUCGCUGCUGGUAUUGUAGCAUCUCUAAAAAAAUAUUCUUGUGACUUGAUUCCAGUUGAAAUGGUGAAAGGAACUUGUGAAGCCAUCACCAAUACUUUAAUUACUCAAGGGCUCGUUACUCUGGCUGGUUUUGUUGAUCCUGCUAUGACCUGCGCCAUGUUACAAUAUUGUGCUGCUCCAGCACCACCUAAAGUGUUGCUUCAUCCUGAACAUAUUGAGCUGUUAGAUCGAUUCUUCACUCUUCAUGGAAAGGCUCAAGCUGGUGACACAGAUCUCUGUGCUGAUUGUUCCACUCUUUUUACUGAUGUCAAGACAAGACUGGCUGAUCCAGCUACAACUCAAGCUAUUGUGGCUCAAGUUGAGCAAUACUCCUGUAAUGUGAUGCCAAUUGGUCAAGAAACAUGUCGUUCUCUAGUUUCAACAGUAAUUGGUACUGGUCUAGGAAUGAUGGCCUCUUUCAUCGAACCAACACAAAUUUGUACUAUUUUGGGAUAUUGUCAAAUGCCACCAAUGGUUCACGAUUCCUUCCAGUCUACUUUAUACUUCAAACCGGAAGUAAUGUCACAGACUGUAGGUGAUAUAGAUCUAUGUACUGAUUGUACCACCCUAUUUACUGAUGUUAAAACAAGAUUAAGCAAUCCACAAACAGUUGGUGCUAUCACAGCUGGAAUAGAGAAAUUUUCCUGUAAUCUUUUACCAACAUUUCAAACAACUUGUAAUAUGCUGGUAUCCACCGCUGUAUCAACUGGUCUUGGCUUUGUUGCUUCCCUCAUUGAUCCAGCUAUGACUUGUCAGAUAUUGAUGUAUUGUACAGCCUAAUUCCUUCUAUUAUUAGACCAAUGAUGUAAUAUUAUUCUGUACUUCCAUGUAUUAUUACUUGGUUAUAUUUAUGAAUAAUAUAAUAUAAUAUACAGCUAUUUUUUACGAAUGAAAUGACAAUAUACAGCUAUUUUUUUAAUUAUUAUAGAAGAUUUUUUACAGCUAUUUUUAUAAUCAUGUAUAUAUUUAAAACCCCCUGCAUAAUAAAAUAUCUUAAUGAU
Messenger RNA from Lottia gigantea (owl limpet), 1521 nucleotides. RefSeq lists its product as hypothetical. The transcript has a single exon. Bases 35 to 1300 code for a protein of 421 amino acids. NCBI's taxonomy places the organism in Eukaryota, Metazoa, Mollusca, Gastropoda, Lottiidae. The record is from RefSeq and is a predicted model, not a curated record.